AUGCCCCGUCAUCGGAAACCCUCAAACGCUUCUUCGGCGUCCUCCCUGCCGGACCGGCAUCAUCAGGAGCUUGAGACCAUGUACGACUACCUGGCAAAGGUCAUUCUGAUAGGGCCGAGUGGCACUGGAAAGUCUUGUCUACUCCAUCGCUUUGUCAAGGAUGAAUGGCGAGUCCUAUCCUCUCAAACAAUCGGAGUAGAAUUUUCCUCGAAAAUCGUGAAAAUCGGAUCAGGCUCUCGUCGGAAACGAAUCAAACUGCAACUAUGGGACACCGCUGGCACCGAAAGGUUCCGCUCGGUCUCGAGAUCGUAUUACCGCGGUGCUGCGGGCGCUAUAGUCGUGUAUGAUGUUUCGUCCUAUACCUCGUUUUCGGCGCUUUCGACUUUUCUGAUGGAUGCUCGUGCCCUGGCGUCGCCGAAUCUUACGACGAUUUUGGCUGGGAAUAAAACGGAUCUAUUGUCUGAGAACAAUGGCGAUGACGAUGACGAUGACGAUGACCGCGACCGCUUUGAAGAUGACAUUCCCUCGUCGACUUCGAUUUCGAAUAGCUUUUCAAGCAGCAAGCAUUCAUCUUCGUUCAUGUAUGACGCGGUAGGCGGAGGGGCCGGUUCUCUUCGCUCCGUCGCCAGCACAAACUAUGCCGCCGGCACCCGCCUGACAGCGACAACAACCUCGCACGGCAGGCAGGUCAGUGAUCUCGAGGCCUUGGAAUGGGCAACCCGAUCCAACAUCCCUGUCGCCGUGGAGGUCUCGGCGCUAACGGGCGAAAACGUCGAGGAGCUCUUCACGCGCCUGGCGCGCAUCAUCCUGACCAAAAUCGAGCUCGGCGAGAUCGAUCCGGACGAUCCGCAAAGCGGGAUUCAGUAUGGCGAUUCGGGAACGUGGCCGCUUGGGACUAGUGAUGGUGGCAGUGUUCGCAGUGGGCUUACUGUUGAUGAUAAUGCAGGCGGUCAGUCGCUGCAUAGUAGAAGGAAGUGGAAUCGGCAGCAGAGUUCGUGGGCGAGCGCUGCCGGUGAAUGGGGGGAUGUCUUUCGAAUACAAGGAUCAACGCGCAGGAGUAACAGGGGUUGUUGUUGA
This is a messenger RNA of Talaromyces atroroseus, 1077 nucleotides long. RefSeq lists its product as hypothetical. The transcript is spliced from 4 exons. Gene Ontology annotation, molecular function: GTPase activity; GTP binding. Gene Ontology annotation, biological process: regulation of endocytosis. Lineage: Eukaryota; Fungi; Ascomycota; Eurotiomycetes; Eurotiales; Trichocomaceae. The record is from RefSeq and is a predicted model, not a curated record. The coding region runs from base 1 to 1077 and encodes 358 amino acids. Gene Ontology annotation, cellular component: endosome.